AUAGAGGGCGCUGCUGCACACAAGAACAGCUCAACGCUGAACUUUCAUCGGUCACGACAACAAAGUAUAACUUUCCUCCAUGGAGACAACAAAUCUGCUGUAACUUACUGUGAGGAUAAACCAAUGGAAGCAACAAGUAACAACAACGAGGAGCCGAAAUUAACUCCAGACCCAGGAGGACAGAAGCAUGAUCAGUCACCAGCAGAGAAAGUGUUUGGUCGGCAGCUGAGUGAACCGGGGCGCUUUGCAUACGCUGGGUUAUGUGGAGUGUCUUUGGGCCAGCUGUUUCAAGGACCUGAGCAAAAAUGUUUUCGUGAGAUGUAUCUGGAGGGGCUUGUUCAGUGGCUGGCUCUUGAUGAGUCGGUCAUGCCGGUCAUGCAAGCGUUCCUGGCAGGGCUCGGGUUCGAAGGCACUGACACCUUCCUGUCCAUCUUGCACGCAGAGCCGCUGCUCGGAGCCGGAGCUUUACCCAUCACUCAGGAUCUAGUCUCUUUCUCUGUCAAAGAUGGACAUUAUGAUGCCAGGGCUCGAGUUCUGAUCCGACAUGUCAGCUGUCUGCUGCGUGUGACCCAACAGCAGCUGGAGGAUUUUGAAGAGACUCUCGGAGAGAAAUUGAGAGAGGCAGUAGAGGAGAGCGAAGAAGAGUCAUCGAGAAGACAAAAGAAAGAGAGAGGUCGUAAAUUACGCCGGUACCUGCUCAUCGGACUUGCCACUGUGGGUGGAGGGACGGUGAUUGGUGUUACAGGAGGCCUGGCAGCUCCUCUGGUGGCUGCUGGGGCAGGAGCGGUGCUGGGGGCGGGUGGAGCCGCUGUGCUGGGAUCAGCCACGGGCAUCGCCAUCAUGGCCUCCAUGUUUGGAGCCGCAGGGGCCGGGUUAACAGGCUAUAAAAUGAACAAGCGUGUCGGCGCUAUAAAGGAGUUUGAGUUUCUUCCGAUGAGUUCUGGAAAGCAUCUUCAUCUCACUAUAGCCGUGACCGGCUGGCUGUGCAGCGGCAAAUACAGUUCGUUUCAGGCUCCCUGGUCCAGUCUUGGAGCGUGUGGCGAACAGUACUGUCUGAAAUGGGAGUCGCGUUAUUUAUUGGAACUGGGCUCUAUUCUGGAUUCAUUGUGGGAUGGGCUUGUUAGUGUCGUGGCUCAGGAGGCUCUCAAAUACACAGUGCUCUCAGGCAUAGUCACGGCUCUGACAUGGCCUGCCUCUCUGCUGGCUGUGGCCAGUGUGAUCGACAACCCCUGGGGAGUGUGCCUGAGUCGCUCUGCAGAGGUGGGAAAACACCUGGCCCAGGUGCUCCGGAGCCGACAGCAGGGAAAGCGGCCUGUCAAUCUAAUUGGAUUUAGCCUUGGAGCUCGUGUCAUCUACUUUUGCCUAGAAGAGCUCGCUAAUGAUCAAGGAAGUGAAGGUGUGGUGGAGGACGUGGUGCUGCUGGGGGCUCCCGUGGACGGAUCCGAGAAAACAUGGCAGCGACUGUCCAAGGUUGUGGCUGGGAAGAUUGUUAAUGGAUAUUGCAGAGGGGAUUGGCUUCUUGGAUUCCUGUAUAGAAGUUCAUCAGUCCAGCUUUCUGUUGCUGGGCUCCAGCCAAUCAAUUCGCAAGAUCGCAAAAUAAUCAAUGUGGAUCUGUCAUCAGUGGUUAAAGGACACCUGGACUAUAUGCGUCAGAUGGACACCAUCCUAGUAGCAGUAGGGGUUCCUACCAGGGAAGAAGCUGGAGCCAUGGGUGGCAAACUACCGCUGGUACAUUUAUCUCCGGAAAAACCAGGCACUCCAGAAUCAGAUGGUCAGAGCAGAGUCAAAGGGGAAGCAUCUAUGGACAUUUCAAACAAUGAUACCUCAGACACCACAGAGGCAAAUGUAGAUAAAUACAAGACACAGACUGUAGACAGGGAACGGUGCGAGAGGAAGGACUCUGAGAAUGGCUGGGAUAUCCCUGAUAUAUCUGAUUUACUGGACUCCAUCAAUGAAUCUGAUGGCGUCACUGAUCCCUGUCAAGGGAACACACAUUCGAUAUGCACUCUUGGAGGCAAGGAUCAUGUUGAACCAUCUCAGGAUCAAGGCAAAAUAGACCGAGAAGAUGAAAGUGAGACAGACUGUGAGCACACGUCCUGGGACUGGGACGACACAAAGUGGACUACUGAAUGCACAAACACAACCUACCAGUCGCACACUGAAACACAGGAGCAGUUAGUCAAUGGCAAACCUGCUGGUUCUGAGCCAAGAGCAAUGAAGUCAUGAAAUUUCCUUGAUUCACAAAUCAUAAAAUGUUGAGUCGGGUCUAGAUGGUAAAUCUCGUUCCAAGAAACUCCUGAGAUUCGCAUUUGCUGCUACCAAGAUUAAGGAUUAAGCGUAGGUUGCUGUGGGACUCAAAUAAAGACAGUGUUUGAAUUUCACGUGUGAAUCUUACAAGACUUUUAGAAGAAGAGUUCCCAUCUAGACCCCACCCAGAGUGUAAGUUAUCAGUAUAAGCUAGAACCAACUGGAACAUUGACUUUUUGUCAUCCUGGAAUUGUCUGAUAAUAUCUAUGUUAUUUGUGUAUACCAUUUCUAAUUAAUAGCGAUUUUUUUUUUUAAGCACAAACACACCUUAUCUGUUGCAAACUGAAGCACAAUAGCAGUUAGUCAAUGGCAAACCUGCUUGUUCUGAGCCAAGAGCAAUGAAAUCCUCACAUUUCCUUGAUUCACCAAAUGAGGUUUGGGUCUAGAUGGUAAACCUCAUUCCAAGAAACUCCUGAGAUUUGCAUUUGCUGCCACCAAGAUUAAGGGUUGGGCGUAAAGGUUACCGUGGGACUCAAAUAAACACAGUGUUUAAAUGUCACAUGUAAAUCUCACAAGACUUUUAUGCUGGGUGCACACCAAUAGAUCUUAUAAGUUUUUCAAAAUAUGAUAAGACCACAAAAAUGAGGAUCAAAUUUCCUAGAUGUAACCAUUUGCGGUAUAUUGCAGUAUAUUGGAGAAUAUCAUGUAAUAUAUUAGGCAUAUAUUCUUUUAUAUAUUUAUUUUUUCCAAUAUAUUGCAAUAUAUUGAAAGCGGCAAUCAUUUGUAUAUUUUGCAAUAUAUUAUAUAAUAUAGGUGUCAUCAAUAUAUUAUUAAAUGUAUUCAAAUAUAUAUAAUAUUAGAAAUAAAAAGGGAAAAUAAUAUAUCACAAUAUAUUUUAAGAAAUAUAUUGGUAAAUAUAUUUUCCUUUCGUAAGGAUGUACAAGCUUCCAUGUUCCAUCAUCUCGCUUUCUGAUUGGAUAUUGUUUCGUUUCACGUGAUAAUCUCCAGAGCGUGCGCGCAUUUGUCCUUGAGGUUCCCCUCACACAUCAGGAUUUCUGAUCCUAAAUAUUAAACAUGUUGAAUAUUUACGAUUCGCGAUCGGGGCGGCUCCGACAUUCUUCCGAUCAGGUUCGGAGACUCUUAACACACCUCACACCAAGGAAAAAUCUGAUAAAAUAAUCUGUAGUACCAUCAAGAUAAUCAGGACAUAGAUUGUCGGAAGUGGGGAAAUCGGCCCAGAAUCAGCCCGAUUAUCUUUUUGAUGUGUACCCAGCAUUAAAAAUAUAACCAACAGGAACCUUGGCUUGUUGUCAUUCUGGAAUUGAUAAUGUUAUUUAUGGAUAUCAUCUCUAAUUAAUAUAGAUUUUUUUUUUAAGCACUGUAAAUAUAAUUUGUGAUAAACUGCCAGUAUUCUGUAUACACCAUUUGCCCCCUUCAUUAGAAGUGGUUUGUUGUUUAAUUAAGAUGUGAAUUACAGCUCCACAGACAACCCA
Molecule: messenger RNA, 3740 nt
Organism: Carassius gibelio (silver crucian carp)
Lineage: Eukaryota; Metazoa; Chordata; Actinopteri; Cypriniformes; Cyprinidae
Gene: tmco4
Product: transmembrane and coiled-coil domains 4
Exons: 14
Coding region: 124-2226 (700 amino acids)
Source: RefSeq, a predicted model, not a curated record